AUGACGUCCUCAGUCUUCGUCAAGUUUAUGUCGCAGAAGGAGCCGCGGCGAAUAGAAUUCGAUGGCACCGGCAUAUCUGUUUUUGAGCUGAAGCGCGACAUUAUUGUCAAGAAUGGCCUCGACAGGAGCGGAACUGAUUUCGACCUUGCCCUUUACAACGAAGACGGAACUGAAGAAUACGAUGAUGACACUUCUGUCAUUCCCCGUUCGACCACAGUCCUUGCCAGGCGUCUCCCUGCCAUGCGGCCUGGCGCUGGACGGGCAGCACGCUAUGUCUCUGGAAAAAUGCCCGCGAAUGCGAAGAAUGCUUCUAGGCGAGAGCAGGCUACCAAAGCAGCAGCAGCAGCCAAGUCCCAAUCCGAUGCCAUCGCCAAGAUGGCCUCCGCUAUGACCGAAGAGGAGAAGAUGAUGGCCAUGUUUGCAGCGCAGGGAGCGGAAUGGACUGCUCAACAGGAAGAGAUGUCCCACCAGACACCUGUCUACAAGCCAGGCUCCAAGAAACCUGCCAACGUCCCCGAUCACGAGCCUCCUAAUGGUUACGUCUGCCAUCGAUGCGGCGAGAAGGGUCAUUGGAUUCAGCAGUGCCCGACCAAUGACAACCCCGAGUAUGACAACCGUCCCCGCGUCAAGCGAACUACUGGCAUUCCCAAGUCAUUCCUGAAGACCGUGGAUAAGGCAACCGUCCUUGCUCAAGGGGCGGACGGUGACGAAUCCAAGACGCCUGCUGGGAUCAUGGUGAAUGCGGAUGGAGAGUUCGUGAUCGCGGAGCCCGAUAAGGCAUCGUGGCAAAAGUUUCAGGCCAAAGCGCAGGGCUCUGCCGAGGCAAAGAAGAUUGCUGCCCAGGGUGAGAAAGAGCUACAGGAGAGGGGCUUGGAAUGCGACAUCGACAACAAAAUGUUCAUAGACCCAAUGAAGACACCCUGUUGUGCGAAGACGUAUUGCAAUGACUGCAUUACUAAUGCGCUCAUCGAGGGCGACCUGGUUUGCCCAUCAUGUCAGACGGAAGGCGUUCUUAUCGACGAUCUGAAGCCUGACGAGGAGGCGACAGCUAAGAUUGAAGAGUACCUCAAGGAAAAGGAGUUGGCCAAGAAAGAGCGGUCCAAGACUCCCGAGGCAGCCAAGUCACCUGUUGCCGAGCCCCAAGAGAUCAAGAAGUCUGAAGAGCCCGUCGAUGGCACAGACGGCGCGAUAAAGGCUGAAAAGACAAAGUCACCGACGCCCCCUCCCUCCGUCAAGUCACCAGGGGCGGACGCAUCCUCCAAGUCAAUACCAGUCAAGAAGGAGGAUUCGCCCGCUGUCAAUGGCAACCUACCGAACUCAAAGAAGCGGCCAGCGGAUGAGCCCGCCGAGAACCAGCCGGACAUCAAAAUUCCCAAGGGCCCAAAGGCUAUGAUGCAGAAGCAAACCCAGAUUCAACCACAACAGCAGAUGAAUGGCAUGAUGCCCGAUUUCAUGGGAAUGAAUGGAAUGAACGGCUUCCCGCCUAUGGGUAUGCCUAUGGGCAUGAUGAACCCGAUGAUGAACCCGAUGAUGAUGAACGGCGGGUUCAAUAUGAACAACUUCAAUCCCAUGAUGAACCCCAUGAUGAAUCCAAUGAUGAUGAAUGGUGGCUUCAACAACAACAAUGGUCCCGGUAUGAACGGCGGCGGCUUUCCUACUGGACCUAGUGCUAUGAACGGUGCCAACAACUUCAACGGCCCCAUGAACGGCGGCGGUGGCCCAAUGAAUGGUGGCGGCCCCGGAUUUAGUCGCGUUCCACCCACCGGGCCUAGACAGCCGAAUUUCUCUCAGGUGCCCAAUAACAACAACAACAACAAUGACGAAGACGCGUAUUUUCGCAAGCCGGUGAACCCUCAUCGUCAUCAGAAUCGUCAGCGCCGGGUUAGGCCUAGUGACUACCGCGAGCUCUAG
Molecule: messenger RNA, 1911 nt
Organism: Diaporthe amygdali
Lineage: Eukaryota; Fungi; Ascomycota; Sordariomycetes; Diaporthales; Diaporthaceae
Product: retinoblastoma-binding protein
Exons: 2
Coding region: 1-1911 (636 amino acids)
Biological process (GO): ubiquitin-dependent protein catabolic process; mRNA processing; protein ubiquitination
Cellular component (GO): nucleus
Molecular function (GO): nucleic acid binding; zinc ion binding; ubiquitin protein ligase activity
Source: RefSeq, a predicted model, not a curated record